UGGCUACAUCGGUCGAUGUCAGAAACAUAUGUUUUGCCUACGCUUAUGCAUUGAUGUAAGCAUCUACGCACAUAGAUAUGUAAAUACAUUUGUGCCUAUUACCAAAUUAAAGCAAACAAAGCGCAUUUUAAAUGUUUGUACGGCCCAAACAUUCUUAGUUAAUGAGCCGAACGCAUCAAAAUGAAAAUCAACGAAAAGAACCUCUGUGUGUUUGCCAGAUCGCCGCCGUUUGACAUGGAAGGUUUUCUUAACAAGCGAGGCGAAAUAAAUAAGGCAUUUCAACGACGCUAUUUCGUGUUAAAAGGCAAUCUGCUCUUCUACUUCGAAACGCGCCUGGACAAGGAGCCACUGGGUCUCAUCAUAGUCGAGGGCUGCACCAUAGAACUAUCCCAGGAAUCGGAUGCGGAUAAUUACUGCUUUGAGAUAGCGUUCAAUGGCAAUCGCACCUAUAUACUGGCAGCCGACACACAGGAAAGCAUGGAGUCAUGGAUGAAGGCCCUAACCUGCGCCGGCUACGAGUACAAGCGGAUUAUUGUCGCCGAGCUGCAGCGGCAGCUGCAGGAAAUCGAAGACUCACGGAACAAAAUGCACAACGAUCGCCGUGAUCCCUCCCAGGCUGUGACGGAUGCGCCGGGCAAGCCCAAGCCGCCGCCCAGACGCCAAAAUCCAUUUAAUCGUCCAGCUCCGCCGCCGCCGCUGCCACCUUCUGAUGCGUCUGCGGCGGCGGGCCUGCGCGGCGGCGUAGUCAUGUCACCUAUGCCUUUUAUACCCGGCUACUUUGGCUCGAGCAAUGCGAAAGCGCAACAGGAGCUCCAGUUUCUAGAUAAUGGCAACGGCAAUGGAAACGGGAGUCCACAGUCAACGCCCCGGGCACAACGACGUCAGGCAGCAGCAGGUGCAUCGCCGAGCAUCUUCUACAAUGAUCUGCCCGUGGCUACGGCCAGAUCUACAGUAUUAGCCAGCUGCAAUAACAACAAUAAUAGCAAGCCGAUCGAUCGCUUGGAGCAGCAGCGACGCGUGGCCAAAGCCGUUGAGGAGUUUAAGCGGAAUCACGAACGAUUCCGACAGGUUGUCAUGCCCGACAUUGUGGCGUAUCGGGAGCGCCGAAAACAGCCGCUGAUACAAUUCUAGAAUAUGCAAUUGCGAAUCAUGC
Molecule: messenger RNA, 1153 nt
Organism: Drosophila novamexicana
Lineage: Eukaryota; Metazoa; Arthropoda; Insecta; Diptera; Drosophilidae
Gene: IPIP
Product: sesquipedalian-1
Exons: 4
Coding region: 181-1131 (316 amino acids)
Biological process (GO): retrograde transport, endosome to Golgi; endosome organization; receptor recycling
Cellular component (GO): trans-Golgi network; early endosome; recycling endosome
Source: RefSeq, a predicted model, not a curated record